AUAAUUUAAUAAACAUCCAGUUUAAUAAUCAUAACAAAAGUCAUAACAAAAAAUCGAAUGUAAACUUGGUUAUGUGUUUUUAGAUUUGUAGAAUCCGGAGAUAAUGGGGAUGCCGCAAAUCUGUGCAGUCAGAUCUUGACCCUCGUUUACAGCCGAUAUCGAUAUGGAGAUAUCGUUUACAUUAUAUAAAUGUAGCUGCUUUUACCCGGGUUUUCACAGUCCAAGCAAGGAGCCGAUCGUUACAAGCAGUUUCACUUGCGAGGUGCAAUCAGUAAAGAAAGUGAAGGCGCACACGUGGGCAUACAUUACAUUACAAUUGUGAUACAUUUGCGACCGAUGCUGGGCUUCAAGAAUCUCAUCUGGCGCAAUUUUGUCUCGAAUACCCUUGCUUAAAAAUUGCUCCUAGUGACAUACACGUGUCAGACUACAUUUUGGCUAGUCGACGAUGGCGCAGCUUAAGGUGGCUAUAAUUGGGCAGAGUCCGUUCGCGGCGGAAGUCUAUAAACUUUUGCGUCAGAACGGACAUCAAGUUACUGGAGUGUUCACGAUUCCGGAUAAAGGAAACCGCGAAGAUCCUCUAGCAACUACUGCAAAGGCUGACAAUACGCCGGUCUUCAAGAUCAAGGCUUGGAGAAGCAAGGGAGUAACCUUGCCGGAAAUUCUGAAGCUAUAUAAGGGCAUCGAAGUGGAUCUCAAUGUUCUCCCCUUCUGCAGCCAGUACAUUCCCAUGGAGGUCAUUAAUCAUCCCCGUCAUCGUACUAUAUGUUAUCAUCCGUCCUUGCUGCCCAGGCACAGAGGAGCAAGUGCUAUAAGCUGGACUUUAAUUCAAGGAGAUAACACUGCAGGAUUCUCAAUUUUCUGGGCGGAUGAUGGUCUAGACACUGGACCAAUUCUUCUUCAGAAAUCCUGCAAAGUGGAACCGAACGAUACGGUAGACAGUCUAUACAACAAUUUUCUCUAUCCGGAAGGUAUCAAGGCCAUGGGUGAGGCAGUGAACCUCGUUGCCAAAGGAACUGCAUCUAUGGUACUACAACCGGUAGAAGGCGCGACAUACGAUCCCUUUCUAAACAAGAAAGAGCUCCAGAAGAUUGACUGGACCAAGUCAGCGAAAGAGGUUCAUGAUUUCAUUCGUGGUUUGGAUAGUACACCAGGUGCCUGGACGAUGCUAGAUGGUAAGGAGGUACGUCUUUUUGGAUCAUCUCUAUGGAGCGACAAGCAACCGGAAGUUGAAAAGACGGUGAAUCUCGAAGAGCGAAAAGGAAUCGUGCAUCAAAGCGGUUUAUUGAUCGAAGCCGCCGAUGGGCGAUUCGUUAAUGUAGAAAGAAUCAAGAUCGGCACCAAGACCAUUCACGCCGGCAAAUAUGGGCAAAGUAACAACGACAAAGUCGUGGAAUUUACGGAAGAGGAGUUGAAGACUACCGAUGGUUUGCGCCAAAUCUGGACAGAUAUACUCAGAAUUGACAUCGAUGAUGAUACAGAUUUUUUUGCUUCUGGUGGAGGUAGCAUGGAUGUGGUGCGAUUAGUCGAGGAAGUUAAGGAUAAUUUCGGCGUUAGCCUGCAGAAUAUUGACGUAUUCAUGGCACCAAUCUUCAAGGAGUUCGCUACGACAGUCAUUCUUGCCGCUCGAGGAAACCUAACCACGAAGGAAAUCAAAUAUGAUGCAGUGGAAAUGCAGGCGAACAAUAUGACUCUGAGAUUUCCCAGACAGCUCUUCAUCGACGGUCAGUUUGUUAAUGGACACGCUAAGCCCAUCGAUACAAUUAAUCCUCACGACGAGAGUGUAAUCUGUUCGGUGGAAAGUGCAAAUGCCGAAGAUGUCGAUCGAGCCGUUAAAGCGGCUAAGAAAGCCUUUGAGGAGGGUGAAUGGGGCAAAAUCAGCGCCAGGGAGCGUGGAGCGUUGUUAUUCAAAUUGGCGGAUUUGAUGGAACAGCACAAGGAAGAAUUGGCUACCUUGGAGACUCUCGACUCCGGUGCUGUGUAUACCCUCGCCUUGAAAACUCACAUAGGCAUGUCCAUCGAGACUUGGCGUUAUUUCGCCGGCUGGUGCGAUAAGAUUCAAGGUUCGACCAUACCCAUCUCGCACGCGCGCCCGAAUCGGAAUCUCACGUUUACACGGCGCGAACCGAUCGGCGUCUGCGGCUUAGUCACCCCCUGGAAUUAUCCGUUGAUGAUGUUAUCGUGGAAAAUGGCGGCCUGCCUAGCGGCCGGCAAUACCGUGGUGAUGAAACCCGCUCAGGCAUCACCGUUAACAGCUCUGAAAUUUGCCGAGUUGUCUGUGCGCGCCGGAAUUCCACCCGGUGUCAUCAACAUCGUCUGCGGAUAUGGAAGUAUCGUUGGGAAUGCUAUCGUAGAACACCCGUUAAUCAGAAAAUUAGGUUUCACUGGAUCCACGCAAGUCGGCCAGACUAUUAUGAGAUGUUGCGCUGAUAGCAACUUGAAGAAAGUGUCGUUAGAGCUCGGUGGCAAAAGUCCCCUCGUCAUUUUUGAAGAUGCUGAUUUACAGCAGGCAGUCAGAAUCGGCAUGGGUGGUGUAUUUUUCAACAAGGGCGAAAACUGCAUCGCCGCCGGACGGCUUUUCGUCGAGGAGACUAUCCAUGAUGAGUUCGUGAAGCGUGUGGUCAGUGAAGUGAAAAAGAUCACUAUCGGCAAUCCGCUGGACAGAAGUACGGCCCACGGUCCGCAGAAUCACAAGGCCCAUCUGGAUAAACUGCUCCAAUUUGUACAGAAGGGAGUUGAGGAGGGUGCCACAUUAGUUUAUGGCGGCAAGAGAUUGAAUUGUCCCGGCUGGUAUUUUGAACCAACCGUGUUCACAAAUGUCGAGGAUAACAUGUAUAUCGCCCAGGAGGAAUCCUUCGGUCCAGUUAUGGUAAUCUCUAAGUUUAGCUCGAAGGAUAUCGAUGAGAUGAUCGCGCGGGCAAACAGCACUGAAUUUGGUUUGGCCUCUGGAGUUCUCACUAAGGAUAUCAGCAGAGCGCUCAGAUUUGUGGAGAAGAUCGAGGCCGGUACCGUAUUCAUCAACACAUACAACAAGACGGAUGUGGCGGCGCCGUUCGGUGGUUUCAAGAUGUCCGGAUUCGGCAAAGACUUGGGGCAGGAGGCUCUUAACGAAUACCUUAAAACAAAGACGGUUACCAUUGAGUACUAAUAACGAUUAUUAUCCGAGAAUUGUAAUAUAUAAUACUAUUGAUGCAUGUAACAAUGUAAUGUACGUCAUUGCUUUUCAUGCGAAGUGAUUAUGUCAGUCAUGUCGAUAUUAUUUGAUAUUAUUUGAUGAAUGUCUCUUUAACAAUAUUGAACAAGUCUUCAAUUUACAUUUAAAGAUAAGGAGUUAUUAGAAUAUAUAUGUUCGCGCGCCACAUUUAUUUGUUGCCAUUUCACAUGUAUAUCGCCGUAUUACAUCGAUUAUUUAUACAAAUAAACAUAUAGGUCGUUUCUAAUAA
This is a messenger RNA of Pogonomyrmex barbatus (red harvester ant), 3440 nucleotides long. Its product is annotated as cytosolic 10-formyltetrahydrofolate dehydrogenase. Gene Ontology annotation, cellular component: cytoplasm. Gene Ontology annotation, biological process: 10-formyltetrahydrofolate catabolic process; one-carbon metabolic process; biosynthetic process. Gene Ontology annotation, molecular function: formyltetrahydrofolate dehydrogenase activity; oxidoreductase activity, acting on the aldehyde or oxo group of donors, NAD or NADP as acceptor. NCBI's taxonomy places the organism in Eukaryota, Metazoa, Arthropoda, Insecta, Hymenoptera, Formicidae. The record is from RefSeq and is a predicted model, not a curated record.